AUGUCGGCAUGUGAAGAAGACAGCGCUGUUCCGGCUCACCGGGCCCCUCAGCCCCUCUCACUGGCCCCCGAUCUGGCACAGGCUCACCCACUGCUGGACAUCUCCCUGACACCAGACAAAGGAGGCGGGAUAUUGCGCAGAGAGCCCUCCGGGAGGAAGAAGGGACCGCGGCAGGUUCGCUUCGACGUAGAUGAAGAGGCAUCAGAGGAGGCCGCUUUCCCAGGUUCCCUUGCGGCUCCCCAGAAUACACAGCAGCGAGGUGUUGAAGCAGGAAGUGCGGGUCCAGGCACGGAGGGAGUUUGAUACUGAGAGUGCAGUGCUGAGCGAGCUGGGGCGAUCCUAUCGAGUGAAGCGCAGUGUGUGGAGAGCGAGGCCUCCAGAGCCCUGAACAUGUGUCGGGAGCAGAACCUGUACCGGGGUCUGGUGAGUGUGGAGCCGCCGAGUGAACAUCUCCAAAGACUGACUGCCCGGCAGAGGAAGGCCGAGCACAGAGAGUUGCAGGUCCCUGCAGUGGAUGGCCCAGACAUCUUUGCCUUUUCUGAUGCCGCCGAGCGAUUUACGGAGACUCCACACCUGAGUGUAGAAGGACUGCCACCCUUAACCUUGAAGUCCCGCACCCGACCUCCACAUACUGUGUUCACCAUGUUCCAUAAGCUGGGGGAAUGGGCGUCCUAG
Molecule: messenger RNA, 675 nt
Organism: Staurois parvus
Lineage: Eukaryota; Metazoa; Chordata; Amphibia; Anura; Ranidae
Source: the annotation of a GenBank genome assembly